AGUGCUUCCCCUCGCUUGCGUUCAAGAACAUGACGCAAUAAUGGCAGAAGGAGUACAAGAGUGAGUAAAGAGAGGAGAGAAGGAAGACUGAGACGUGGAGGCAAGUGGACGGACGGGCAGUCAGAUCGGCGGAAAGAUCAAACAUUUACAAAAUAGCCAACAAAAGCACUUCCUGUGGAUUUGCUCUGAGAAGAUAACUCCACAAGUGAACCAGCUCAUAAAGUAGUGAGGACUGCGAAUCCCAAAGUUCUACAAACCAAAGAUUCUUCAAUUCCCCCCCCUAAAUGGCGUCAGACCUCUCCAUCUCCGCUGCCCCCCCCAGCUCCCCUCCACCUCUCCUCUCGCCUCCUCUCCUUUCUCACCAGUCAAACCAGAUCGGCAUCUCCAUCCUGGUCCUAGCAUUCGUCUUCGGUUUCCCCGGUAACCUCUUUGUUGUGUGGUCGGUGCUGUGCCGUGUGAGGCAUCGGUCAGUUACUUGCCUACUCGUCUUAAACCUCGCUGUGGCCGACGCGUUGGUGUUGCUAAGCUCCCCGCUUUUCCUGCGCUUUCUGGCAGGCGGGCGAGGCUGGGAGUUCGGGGCGGUGGCCUGUAAAAUGGUACACUACCUGUGCUGUGUCAACAUGAACGUGUCCAUCUACCUGAUCAGCCUGAUGAGCUUGGAUCGCUGGCUGGCCGUCGCAAGGCCAUUCCUGGCCCAGAGGAUGAGGACCAAGAAAACCCUGAGGGCUGUUCUACUGGGGAUCUGGGUGCUGGCUUUCGUCUUGGCACUGCCCAUGGCCUUCUAUCGCAGUAACCUGAAGCUGCACAUGAACAGCUCCGUGACCGUCUGCAUGUCGUACCACUGGAAAAGUGUGGGUCACCAGGUGUUCCAGUACCUGUUUGAGACCGUCCUGGGCUUCUUCCUCCCCUUCACUUUCAUCAUCGUCUGCUACACCUCCGUCAUCUGUGGACUACGCAGGGCCAUGUUCCAGCACAAGGGACGGGGAAACCGUCUCAUCCUCCUCAUCAUCGGCACCUUCGCUCUCUUCUGGCUGCCCUACCACGUGGUCAACAUCUUACAGGUGAUUGGUCUACUUGGUGGUAACGACACUCUGUUUAAAGCAGCCGCGGUGGCCCGUCCCAACGUCACAGCGCUCGCUUUCCUGAGCAGCAGCGUGAACCCUGUGCUGUACGUGUUCGCUGGCAGCUCCCACAUCCGCCAGGCCGGCCUCAGCUUCAUGGCCAAGCUCUUCGAGGGCACCAACAUUGAGGGAGGGACCUCUGCCUCCUUUACCCGCAGCACAAAGUCCAGCCGGAGUGGUUCCUCGGCCCCGCUGUCACUCAAGCUGGGGCGGUCGGGGAAGGGGAAGGGGAAGGAGGGGGAUGGGAAUAGUGUGACGGAGCUGCAGGAAGCUGAGGUCAAGGUUAAAUCCAAGCCGGAGCUCAAGACUUUGACCUCCAAUGAUCAGUUGGAGUAGUGUUACUUUUUGUGGCCUACUGUACUAGUCAUAGGUUUACCGUAUUUAAUGUAUUUCGCAGAUCUUUGAUACAAUUUGUGCUUUAUAGCUAGUGUUUGUGGUUGCCUCCAUGCAAUUUCUGGAUAAUAAUAUUAUAAAAUAUCCUUAAAGUUUUAACCUGUUAACAAAUCGAGUCAAUGGCUGUGCCAAUGGCUAGUUGAGCAAAUUGAAGUGUUUUCUUCUCAUGCAUAAUGCAAGGCAUUAUCACUGGGAUAUGAGGUAACAACAGGGCCUUGCCUAUGUUAAGUGUUUUAAAAAGUACAGAAGUGUUUGUUAGGCAUUUAGCCUGUGUUUAAAAUAUGCUUAUAUUAUUUAAAGAGAAAAAAGUGAUUGUAAUUCUGUUAAGUGUUUGGGAAAUAAAGAUAGACAUGGUUUUAAAAAGGUAGUGGUGAUAUUUUAUUCAGUACAUAAUUUUUUAGGCAGCUUUACUUGCCACUUCCUGCGGCUCAACUUACACCAUACAUACCCAGGGUAAGUUGUGCCAAAAUAACACUUUUUUUUUUAAUACAAGCUAUAUUUUCAAAACUGUAAUAUUUACAUGGAUUAUGAUUAUUUCCAAGGAUAUACAACAUCCUGAAAAGUAUAGUGAUAUCUUUGUUAGAUAGAAUACUAUAUUUACCUUGACGGAUUGAUACUGAAUGUAAAAAACGCCUCAACUUAUCCCAAUGAUUUGAGCUGUGUUUGGAAAUUCAAAUUUGCAUGAUGAUCUCAUUAUUAUCAUCAUAGUUAAUUAUUGCAAAAUAUCUGGGCAGGCGAAGCAGUGUGGAACAGUUGCCAGCUAUUAAUGAACACAGAUUCUAAAACAUCACAUACAGUGACUAACUUUAACAAACAUAGCAUACUAUAACAAACAAAUAACUUUGUACUUUAGGUGUCAAUAGUAAGUUGGAGUGGGGUAAGUUGAGCAAGUCUUUACAUUCAGCAUCACUACAUCAAGGGAAAUACUAUAUUAUUCCUAACAAAGAUAUCUACAUAUAUUUCAAAAUGUUUUGUACCCUUGGAAAUAAUCAGAAUUCAUGUAAACAUAACAGUUUUGAAAACAUAGCCUUUCCAGAAAAAGAGUAGUCACUUGGCACAACUUACCCUGGGUAUGGGGUAAGUUGAGCAUUGGGACAGGGUAAGUUGAGAUGCCCUGGGGAUAGUGGGUGAUGGUGCUGGUAGGUCAACGUUUAGAGAAGUAUGCAAAUAAAAUUGUAUUGGUCACAUACACAUGGUUAGCAGAUAAUAUGGUUAGCAGUUAAUGCGAGUGUAGCGAAAUGCUUGUGC
Messenger RNA from Oncorhynchus tshawytscha (Chinook salmon), 2762 nucleotides. It is a transcript of the gene ltb4r, whose product is annotated as leukotriene B4 receptor. Gene Ontology annotation, biological process: neuropeptide signaling pathway. The coding region runs from base 285 to 1457 and encodes 390 amino acids. Gene Ontology annotation, cellular component: membrane. Lineage: Eukaryota; Metazoa; Chordata; Actinopteri; Salmoniformes; Salmonidae. The record is from RefSeq and is a predicted model, not a curated record. Gene Ontology annotation, molecular function: G protein-coupled peptide receptor activity; leukotriene receptor activity. The transcript is spliced from 4 exons.